AUGGACCUGCCACACGAAGUUAUUCUGUCUAUUGAAAGGAUUCUGAAUGUCGAGAACGCUCCUUACUCUGAUUCACUUGACACGUUAUCAUCUCAAUUCAACCCAGUAAGGUCGUUGAACGAACUUUUCCCCGAUGAGGCAUCAUUGGCCCAACUUGAAGCAGUCCAGAUUCGGCUGGCACAGGAUGUCGAGCUUAUUCAAGCUGAAAUUGACUCGCUUCAUGCUGAAUUGCAGAGGAAUCAAGACCCUCAAAAAAUGCAACUAAUUCAAGAGAUGAUUUCCGAACUUAUGAGUCAAAUGUCGCGCAUCCGCGAACAAGCCACUGAGUCGGAGGCGGUUGUACGCAACAUAACGAAGGAUAUCCAGCUUUUGGAUCUUGCAAAGAAGAAUCUCACUAUGAGCAUGACUACGUUAAAGAGGCUGCAGAUGCUUGCAAACGCGUUGAGUCAGCUAGAAGAGCUUAUUAAGGAGAAAAAAUACGUUGAAACCUCACAAACAUUAGCUGCCAUUAAAGAGCUUUCCGCACCGUUCAAGUCUUACCUCUCGAUACCGCAGAUUGCAUUGCAAUGGGCUCGGAUACAAACCUUGCAGGGAGAACUUCGCACGAGGCUUGAUCACGACUUCGAUGCAUUCUUCCUACCGGACCCGGCCAACCCCAUAAAAGCUUCCGUAAUCUCCAAUGCGUGCCUGGUCGUUGAUGUGAUCGGUGACGAUUUUCGUGCUCAUCUCGUUGAACGGUAUUGUGCAAUCGAGCUAAAAGAAUAUCGACGCAUUUUCCGCGUGACCGACGAAGCGGGUCAACUUGAUAAUCUAACGAGGCGAUUUGCCUUCUUCAGACGAACACUGGCAACGCAUGACGCUGAACGUGCUCGGGUCUUUCCACCUGAGUGGCAGGUUGGACAGCACAUGUGUGCCAAAUUUAUAGACUUCACUCGUGAAGACCUUUCGCGGCUUCUCGAGAAAGCUGGCAACGGCUUGACAGUUUCGAUGUUGAUGCAGUCACUACAACAGGCACUCGAUUUUGAAGCCUUUGUCAGCAAGAAGUAUGCAACGCCCAUUCAAGAUGUUCUCAAGUUAUCGACGACAGCUGCUUUACGACCGAUCAACUCUCUGUCAUCAGCGUUCGAACCUUAUAUGUCCAUAUUCAUCGAUGCACAGGAUAGGGCACUUUCUGAUAUGCUCGCUCCCCACCGAGGCAAGAAAUCACGAGCAUCGCUCGAGGCUGUUCCAAGUUCGACCGACGAGGAGUCGGCGUCUCCCGCCGUCGUUUUGCCUUCAUCAACCGAAUUGUUUUAUUUCUAUGGUCAGAUACUUGAGCAAUGCUCUAAGCUCUUCGUGGGAAAGCCAUUAUUGGAUCUCGCAAAUUUGCAAAAGAAAUGGCUGAGGAUCUUUGCCGAGGAUGUGCUUCUCGCAGGUAUGAAAAAGCCGGCAUAUCAACCUCGACGUUCUUCGGACACUCGUUAUGACAUCCACGAAUUAAAAACCGCAUGCCUGCUGAUUAAUACUGCAGAAUAUUGCCAAAUUACCGCAUCAGAGCUUGAAGAACGAAUCAAGGAUAAAAUUGCAGUUGAAUUGAAAGAGAACGUAUCGUUCCAGUCAGAGAGAGAUCUUUUCAUUAGUGUUAUCUCAUCUGCUAUCCUGGUUCAGUUGCGGGAGCUAGAGACGGCCGUUGAACCCUCGUUCGAGAUCAUGACUAAAACUGCCUGGACGUCUAUUGCAAAUGUCAGUGGUCCAUCACAAUAUGUGGGGGACCUCGUCAGAUCCAUCGACCAGGUUGUUAGCGCCAUCAAUCCUCUGGUCGAGCAAAAGAAAUACCUUCGUAAUUUUUACGACAAGGCGGCCGCCCUAGUCCUCGCGCGGUUUACCCAUGCCCUUGUAAAAAGCCGACCACUCAAGGAUGUUGGGGCUGAACAGCUCCUUCUAGACUUGCAAGAGAUCCGAACAUGCCUGUUGAAGCUACCUGGAGAGAUAUCUACAACUUCGAUGUUCGGCCGAAGUGUUUCAAAGAGCACCACGCGGUUGGAGACCUUAUUGAAAGCCAUCAUCCCUCCAGAAGAUCCACCUGAAGGUUUCAUCACAAACUAUACUCUUCUCGUCGGUGACGCAUCAUUUUCCAAUUUUCAGAAGGUACUUGACCUCAAAGGAACUCCGCGCGCCGCACAAAAUAAUCUCCUUGACUCCUUUGUCACUAUCACGAGCACGAAGCCGGAACUUGAGAGCUCCUCGUUCCUUUCUUCACUUGAUAUGGACCCUCCAGCUGCGCAGUCACUCGCUAAUCUGACAAGCCCGCCGGGGAGUCGUGUGAAUCUCCCUUCUUUACUUUCUGGAUCAGGUAGUGGUUCAAGCACCGCGGAGGGUAUACUGAGCUCCCUGGCUUCGCCUCCAUUGAGCGGGCCGCCUACAGGUUCGGACGUUUCUUCAAGAGGCACGGAACAACGGCGCGAGGUAUUUUCAGAUCUGCGCCGCUUCGUGAGCUUUGGACUGCGGAGGGAUACUGCCCCACCAGCGUGA
This is a messenger RNA of Fomitiporia mediterranea MF3/22, 2511 nucleotides long. RefSeq lists its product as uncharacterized. The transcript has 18 exons. The record is from RefSeq and is a predicted model, not a curated record. Gene Ontology annotation, cellular component: GARP complex. NCBI's taxonomy places the organism in Eukaryota, Fungi, Basidiomycota, Agaricomycetes, Hymenochaetales, Hymenochaetaceae. Gene Ontology annotation, biological process: retrograde transport, endosome to Golgi. Bases 1 to 2511 code for a protein of 836 amino acids.